GAAAAGGAAGAGAGAAAAAUAAAUUAUUGGACUAUACAGCAGAGAAGCAUUUAUUCUUCUCUGAGAAUCUCACAUGUGGGCUCUGUUAACGCGACAAAAUAUAGUUGAAAAAAAAACUUCUAUCCCGAGAUUUGAAUCUGGUGAAAACUUCAGUCAUGCGGUACAGAUCGUUGUCGUCUAUAUUUAUGGUCAGAUAAUAGUGUAGUAUAUUCCACUCUCUUUAUGAUAUUCCAAAUUUUUGAUUAUUAUAUUUUGACAUUAUGAACUUUUACUUUGUCUGAAAAAAGGGUUGAGACUGUAUGCUUUGUACGUCGAAUGAACUUGGGAGUUGGAAAAUAUUUGGUGUAAUUUAUCACGAGUCCGAGGCCUGCAACGGAAAGAGAAUCAAUCCAAUCGCAUGUUUUUAUUUUCCAUGCGAGCGGUAACUCAACGAAUCGGGAUCGGGACGGUCGAAUUGAAUUGAAGAAAUAAACGCGAUAUACAGCCAUGAGAAAUCGCGUGGUGUUAAAGGAGGAUACACAAAUGCGUCGUAUGUAUUAACGAAAAAAAAAAAAAAGGAAUGGAAAGGAAAAGAACUCUGUGAACGUCGUCACCGCGACGCGCAUAAUCGCUAGAUUUGUACUUGUCCGACCUUCAUGGAUAUUUCAUUACACAUAGUGUAUGUGUAUAUGCAACCUAAUGCUGUGCUUUCAAUCGGGAAUUUAAUCGGGUGCUUGAUUGCCAUUGAUUUAUUGAUUCAAGACUGUUUAAUACUUGCUGUCAGAAGAGCCGUAAACUAAAAUCAACAAUGUAAUUUACCACAUCGCAGAAUUUUGUUCAACCAGCUAAUCUGACUAAAUUUUAUUCCGAACCUCGAGGCAAGUAUGGAGUAAAAUUGGAACGAAGUUGCAAUGUGCAAAAAAUGGGAGAUAUGCGGUCCACGAUCAUCCGAAUUGUAGCUUCCAGCGAUGCAGGAAUGCACCCUGGGUUGCAUAUGUUUUGGGUACGACGAAAUUCGCGUUGGAGCUUUCGUACGGAUUUACAGCCGAUAUCUUAACUAAAAUCUCAUUUCACGGUUCUCAAGUCUUUGCACAGAAUUUGAAAACAAUGAAGAAUGCAUCGUAGAGCCAGAAUUUCAUCCCACAAGCCCACACAUUCUUGAUGUGGCUUGAAAAUCAUUCCAGAUUUUUUAAUCCUCGCCGAUGUACAGGCACUCGGCAUAAAACCUGGAGACAAAUGAUCCUGAUAAAUCACUACAUCAAUUGCAAUAAGUUACGCCACACGAAAUAUUCAAACGCUAACAACAGAAGUAGAGAACUAUAGAAACAGGUGCGAAGCCUUAUACUGACGAAUAUUUUAUUAUUGUUCGCAAAAUUUAUUUGAAACAUUGUCUGGAAACUUUGUAAUAUCACAAUUUUAAGCAUACAACAAUUAACUGUACUUGCCUGUGGUGAGGAUACAGUGCUCUUGAUCGAUUGCCAAAAUCUAAGUUAUUACCCGGCAAUUCAAAUGUUCCGAUUUUUCAAUGAUUCAAAUUUACGAUAAUUCAGUCGAUUCGAUCAGCUGACCAAUCACGCAAGCUCGCGGAUAGCAUGGAGCUUUCAAAAUGAACCAAUUGACAGACUGCGCGAAUGAAUGCGCAUUCAGUUUAUGACCGAAUACAUAACCAAAUGAGAACUGUCAAAGUGUCAAAAACAUUCAGGAACAUCUAGUGUUGACGAAUAAGUAGUUAUAGAUAAUCAUAUACAAAUUUUUUACCAUGAGCUAUUCACAUGGAUCGAGAAGAAUCAGGAGAGAUAGCAGGUCGAGUUCAUCGAAUAAACGAAAAAGAGAUGGAAUCGAGGACAAAAGUUUGAAACAAUCCUCAGGAGAGGAUCCAGACUCCUCGUUUCUGAAAUAUCGUUACGAAUUGAGCAAGGUAUUCUCAGCUCAUCCCAAUCUGGUACAAGACUUGGAGGAUUUCUGGAUAUUUGUUAGGAAGUAUGAAGCUGCGGAAAAGAAACGAGGGAAGACAGAACGGGUGGUGGAAAUACCUGAGGUUUUGUCGAGCUCAAAAGAUCUACCAACUGGCUACCACAGAUCAUAUUGUUUGAAUUUCAAACUAAAUUUAGGUUUUGGAGAGCUCUUUGCGAGAGUUCCAAAUACUCGAGAUCUAACGGAUCAGCAGAUGUUAAAGUUUCAAGAGAUUAUUAAUCUCUACUUAGACUUUAAACAAAAAGAAAAAUUCUCCAAAUUGAAGAAGCUCAGAGAAACACAAGCCAAUUUACCUGUAUCACAAUAUCGCGAGGAGAUUGUAAACGCGGUUAAAAAUGAACGAGUUGUCAUCAUUGCUGGAGAUACUGGAUGUGGAAAGUCUACGCAGGUCCCCCAAUACUUAUACAAGGCUGGAUUUGGCAAAAUAGCUUGCACUCAGCCACGAAGAAUAGCCUGUAUAUCUCUGGCUAAAAGAGUGGCAUAUGAAACCCUGACGGAAAAUCGGACCGAAGUUGGUUACCAAAUAAGAUUUGAAAAGCAAAGGAAUCAGGAGACCAAAAUAACUUUCAUUACAGAGGGAUUGUUACUGCGCCAGGUAUCUGGUGAAAUAGGACUUUCUCAUUACGACGUAAUUGUUCUUGAUGAAGUACACGAACGACAUUUACACGGUGACUUUUUACUCGGCAUAAUGAAGUGCGUAAUUAAUCAAAGGAAUGAAUUGAAACUAAUUCUGAUGUCUGCCACUAUAAAUAUACAGUUGUUUAGCAACUACUUCGCUAAAGAGGCAGUGAAAGUGAUACAGGUUCCAGGGAGGCUGUAUCCCAUACAGCUGCAUUACAGGCCGAUAGCAAUAGACGAUCUACGCCAGAAAAAUGAUAGAUUCAACCCAAGUCCCUAUGUGCAGAUAAUGCAAAUGAUUGACAAAAAAUAUCCACAAGAGGAGAAGGGGGAUUUGCUGAUAUUUCUAAGCGGGAUGAGCGAGAUCACUGCAGUCGUCGAUAAUGCAAAAGAAUAUGCCUCAAAAACCAAGAAUUGGAUAGUCCUACCUCUGCACAGCACGCUGUCUAUCGCAGAACAAGAUAAGGUCUUCGAUUACGCCCCGGAUAAUGUACGUAAAUGCAUAGUAUCCACAAACAUUGCGGAGACAUCAAUUACAAUAGACGGAAUAAGAUUUGUGGCCGAUAGUGGAAAGGUGAAAGAAAUGAGCUACGAUCCAAUCUGCAAAAUGCAACGACUAAAGGAGUUUUGGAUAAGCAAGGCAAGUGCUGAACAAAGAAAAGGAAGAGCCGGAAGAACAGGGCCGGGGGUUUGCUACAGACUUUAUUCUGAAGAAGAGUACGAAGCUUUAGAGAAAUACUCGACUCCUGAACUACAAAGAGUUCCAUUGGACUCGUUGCUCCUGCAAAUGGUCUCUAUGGGGCUACCGGAUUCUAGGAAAUUCCCUUUUAUAGAACCCCCACCCCCAGAAAGUAUUGAAAACUCAAUUCUUUCACUAAAAGAGCAUGGCGCGUUAACAGAUGAUGAAAAGUUGACUGUGAUCGGAAGAACUCUGUCGCGCUUACCUGUUGAUAUAACUAUUGGCAAAAUGUUGAUAAUGGGAUCUUUAUUUCACCAAGUUGAGCCAGUUCUAUCUUUAGCUGCUGCUCUCAGCAUUCAGAAUCCGUUUACAAACAGAGCGUACAGAGAUACAGAAUGUGAGAAUUCGAGAAAGAAAUUGGAAUCCGAUCACGGGGAUCCCAUAACGUUAUUGAACGCUUACAAAGAGUGGCUAGAGGUGAAACAGGAGAGCAGUCGCGAUUCGAGAGGUACUUCUAGCGUGAGUAGAAAAUGGUGCAAAAGACGUGGCCUGGAAGAGCAAAGGUUUUAUGAGAUGACCAAAUUGCGGACACAAUUCAAAGAACUGCUUCAAGAUUGUGGUUUGCUAAAAAAUACACAAAAACCAAGUGCCUCUAUGACUAGCACAGAGCGGAUGCUCAGACAUGGAGAAAUGAAAUUAUUGAAAACGUUGAAGCGUACUUACAAACAAGCAGCUCCUAGGAAAAGAAAGGAGUUAAAAAUAGACCUGUUCGACAUCCAAAUGGAAGACAAAGAUGAAAAUGAAGGGGAGAUUGACAUAAAGGAUGUGGAAUUUAGGAUGAGAAAUGAUUCAUCUCAAGUACAGAGCCUCCUUACAGCAGCUACAGCGUGUAGUUACAAAGAUUUAAUGAUGUUGAAACUAAUUUUAUGCAGUGGCCUCUACCCACAGUUUGCCUGCGCCGAUGAAUUCAACUACUGUAAAUCGACAAGCGAGCAGCUUUUUCACACAAAAGCCAAGCCGUACAUCGCUCUCCACCCAAUGAGCUUCUUUGGUAACCAUCCACAAAUUCUGCAAUUAGAAGAACCAGAUAUUUUAUCACUUCCUUGGUUCAAAUCCAAGUCUCCACUUAGCCCAAAGCAUCAGCUGCUGGCAUACUUGUCCCUUUUAGAAACAACAAAACCCUAUUUAGUAAACACUUUGAGGAUGCCGGCAGCCCAAACACUACUACUAUUUGCUCAUGACAUCGAUACGAACUACACAUUCUCAAUUCUGGUUUGCGACGCAUGGUUGAAGUUGGAAUUUCCAAUGCCAGAUAGCGGGCAAAUAUUGCUGAUGAAAGCUACCAAAUUAAGACAAAAAUGGGACACACUUUUGAACCAAAGAUUGCAAGAAGCGGAACCAUCAGUUGCUUCAAAAAAAAACACCAGUCAAAUCGAAUACGAGCUCAGUCAAGAGCUGACACAAUUCAUGCACACCACAGUGCCCUAUACAAUAAAACGCUUACUUCCUGCAGAUCUAAAGACAAUUUACGUCGGUCGGGGAGAAAAUUCGGACAAAAUAGACCCCAAUCCUUUCCAGAGCGAGUUUGACUGUGAAGCAAAUCCAAUCAAAGGUGGCGUACGAUUGACCGAUAAUAUCACUUUCAAUUGUCUACUUGAGUGCGACUGGAGUGAUAAACUGGCUGUGGAUAUGAUCGAGACUGAAUGGCACUGCCCAAAUUGCAGCCGCAAUAUGAUUGUAAGCAGCAUCGAAAAAUUACAGCACCAAAGUAUGUGCUUGAGUGGGAUAGCUAGCCAAGAAAUCGAUAACACAUCUACUGAGCCAGUUGUGGAGAAAAAACCGAAUAGUCAGGCUUACGAUUGUCCAGAUUGUAAGAAAGUAAUUUACCUUACACCUAUAGAAAUACUUAGGCACAAAAGACAGCACUUGUAGCACUUUGUACAUAGAUUUAUUUUUUAAUAAACUACAUUAAAUGAAAAA
Molecule: messenger RNA, 5230 nt
Organism: Athalia rosae (coleseed sawfly)
Lineage: Eukaryota; Metazoa; Arthropoda; Insecta; Hymenoptera; Athaliidae
Product: probable ATP-dependent RNA helicase DHX34
Exons: 15
Coding region: 1739-5182 (1147 amino acids)
Biological process (GO): nuclear-transcribed mRNA catabolic process, nonsense-mediated decay
Cellular component (GO): intracellular anatomical structure
Molecular function (GO): RNA binding; ATP binding
Source: RefSeq, a predicted model, not a curated record